This is a messenger RNA of Drosophila teissieri, 405 nucleotides long. RefSeq lists its product as uncharacterized. NCBI's taxonomy places the organism in Eukaryota, Metazoa, Arthropoda, Insecta, Diptera, Drosophilidae. The record is from RefSeq and is a predicted model, not a curated record. Bases 1 to 366 code for a protein of 121 amino acids. The transcript is spliced from 4 exons.
AUGUGGAGCCCCUGGUGGGAUGAACCGCCAUACGAGUCCCUGAUGGCUAUAUGCAUCAGUCACGGACUCUUUGAGGUGAUCAGACGUACAAGUGCAAACAACCAAAAACACACCCACGUUUUCUUGCAACUUUUUUUUGUAUUUCGAUAUUUUAUAUCACUAAAUCGUACACAAGCCCAGCUUAGUACCCCACCAGCUGUAUUUAAAUUUGGGGUCAUUUCGGUGCCAGAUCAAAGGUUCUGGCACCUUGUGCUGCACACAAGCAACCGCCGGCUCCAAGCCGUACCACCAGAGCAGCACGGCCAGCAGAGUAGCCGAUGCACAUCGAUCAUCAGAACAUCUCUUUUGGCCGAAGCCAUCGGAUGACCUAGAUUCAAGUGUUAUUAAUGUGAAUUAAUCUACCCC